AGGGCGAAAGGAGGCUGUGUCCUCAGCCUCCUUCCUCGGCACGCGCUUCCCAUCCUGACGGGGACAGAGAGCCUAGGAGAGCUCGGGGCGUGUCCAAACUGCCGCGCCGCCCCGCCCCGGGCUUAUCUUCCUCCCUCCGCUUCGCCUUCCGCGGUAUCUAGCAUUUCGGUUCCUGGAAAGGUUACCCGAGCUGCGGUUGGGGCUCGGACCAAAGUUGAGUCCUCGAAAGGGAGCCUGGAGAGCCGCGGUGCUGGGAGGCCCGGCCAGCUCGAUCGCAGGCUUCCAUCUGGCGGCUAAUGCUUGUUUGCUACUGAUGGGUGUGAGCAAGUUAGAUAUUUUAUACCGGAGACUUCUCCUAACAAAACUUUUUAUCAGAGGAUGGGGAAGGCCAGAAGAUCUCAAAAGACUCUUUGAAUUCAGAAAGAUGAUUGGAAAUCGGGAAAGAUGCCAGAAUCUUGUUUCAAGCGAUUACCCAGUACACAUUGAUAAGAUUGAAGAGCAAUCAGAUUGUAAGAUCUUAGAUGGACACUUUGUUUCCCCCAUGGCUCACUAUGUGCCUGAUAUCAUGCCAGUUGAAUCUGUUAUUGCAAGGUUCCAAUUUAUUGUGCCUAAAGAAUGGAACAGCAAAUAUAGACCUGUAUGCAUUCAUCUUGCUGGAACAGGAGAUCAUCAUUACUGGAGGCGACGAACACUAAUGGCCCGUCCUAUGAUUAAAGAAGCCCGAAUGGCUUCUUUAUUGUUAGAAAACCCUUAUUAUGGCUGCAGGAAACCCAAGGACCAAGUAAGGUCCAGCUUAAAAAAUGUGUCCGACCUUUUUGUGAUGGGAGGAGCUCUUGUUUUAGAAUCUGCAGCUCUCUUGCACUGGCUAGAGAGGGAAGGUUACGGCCCAUUAGGAAUGACUGGAAUAUCCAUGGGAGGACAUAUGGCUUCCUUAGCAGUAUCCAACUGGCCUAAGCCCAUGCCAUUGAUUCCAUGCCUGUCUUGGUCCACAGCAUCUGGGGUCUUCACUACGGGUGUGUUGAGUAAAUCAAUUAAUUGGAGGGAGCUGGAAAAGCAAUAUUAUACCCAGACAGUUUAUGAAGAAGAAAUUAUUCACAUGCUUGAAUACUGUGGAACAGAUUCUUUCAAAAUGGGACAAGAGUUUGUGAAACACUUCACUAGCAAUGCAGACAAGCUAACUAACCUUAAUCUGGUUUCCAGAACUUUAAAUUUAGAUAUAUCAAACCAAGUUGUAUCCCAAAAACAUGCUGACUGCCAUAAUUCUAGUAAAACAUCUGUCAGCGCAACAUCAGAAGGACUCUUAUUGCAAGAUACCUCUAAGAUGAAGCGCUUCAAUCAAACACUUUCAACCAACAAAAGUAGUUAUACAAGUCGCAACCCUCAGUCAUACCACCUACUUAGUAAAGAACAAAGAAGAAACAGUCUUCGGAAAGAAUCUUUAAUAUUUAUGAAAGGAGUCAUGGAUGAAUGUACUCAUGUAGCAAAUUUCUCAGUCCCAGUUGAUCCAAGCCUCAUUAUAGUGGUUCAAGCCAAAGAAGAUGCCUAUAUUCCACGAACAGGAGUUCGAAGUUUACAAGAAAUUUGGCCUGGUUGUGAAAUCCGAUACUUAGAAGGAGGUCAUAUUAGUGCUUAUCUUUUUAAACAAGGACUCUUCAGACAAGCCAUCUAUGAUGCAUUUGACCGCUUCCUCCAUAAAUACGCUAACUAAUUGGAUUAUUACAUGUAACCAGUAUGGCCAUGAUGUUUCUUACAAAAGGGAGCUUCAUCCUGUGAUCAUGUGAAGGACAAGCAGAUAGCACUAAUAUAUCUAAUCGCUAUCAAUGUAGUCUGGAAUUCAUUGUUACACAUCAGUUAACUGUAAACUUCGAAUACAUUUGAAUAAUUUCAAGAUAAUAUUUGAAGUAAAUAAUGUUAAAGUGUUUUUAUUAUUGUUUAUUGGAAUCCCAUAUACUCAAUGUUUAGUCUGUUGUUACUAUUUAUGAAAAACUAAAUUUUUAAUCAUGAAUAAUUUAUUAAAUAAAUUUGUUCAUAGAAACUUUUCUGGGUUUUAGUAAAAUUGCUAAAUCAAACCAAGAUUUUAAUAUAUCAGCGUUUAUUUUGUACCCUUAUAACAUUUCACUAUUGACUUGAUUUGAGAAACAUGUUUAUUUUUUGAAUGUUCUUGUGUUCAACUAAUUUUCUGCUGUGGAAAUAAAUACUUAUGAUAUAUAAAA
Nomascus leucogenys (northern white-cheeked gibbon) is the source of this 2213-nucleotide messenger RNA. NCBI's taxonomy places the organism in Eukaryota, Metazoa, Chordata, Mammalia, Primates, Hylobatidae. The record is from RefSeq and is a predicted model, not a curated record.